AUGGAGGGAGCUGCCAAGAUGACACCCCUCACUCCACCCAGUCCCUUCCUCUCCAGCCAGGCCAGAUGGGACACAACUCCAGAUGAGUGGGGGACCUUCAGAGAGUACAGGUCCGUCCUAAACCCCCCAUCUGACCCACGAGAGCAGAAGGAUGAGCCACAGUAAGCAGAGUAAGGAGCAACAUAGAGGUCUGUCCAUGGUCUACAACAGUCACUGGGAACACAGGAAGCGACCUACAGAGCAUGAGCUAGUGAGUACAUCGAGCAAGAGAGAGCCCAGCUGCGGCAGUCCCAGCAAGCUAUGCAGGUCAGGCUCACUCAGCUACGUGAGCAACAAGAAGAGAUGGUACAGCUCUCCGAGACACUCCGCUCCGUGCUGCCACAGCUCACUUCCCAGUCUAUAGCUAGUCUCUCUCCCACUAAGCCAGCCCCUACAGAGCCCUCAUCCCGAGGUAUCCUUCCAGCAGAUAGAGUUCUGCUGGCACCACCACUGCCUGCGUUAGAGCUGGUUGAGCAUAUGAAACCAUCACCCAACGAAGAAGAUACGGCUUGCGAUGGACAGUACGACAACAGUGAGUGGCCUGACCCCCCAAUGUGGCCUCCAGCAUUUGAUGAGUCACUACUGCCGUGUCAUCAGAGUGACACUCCAAGCCUACAGUGCGGCUACCAAGAGCCUCCUUCAGCAGCUAUGAGUUCCCUCAGUCCCGGCGCUCACUCCACCUGUCAGGAGGCUACUCCUCCACCAAUGGUCCAGCUAAGAGACAUACCUACCUGUCAGCUCCCAGACACUCCCAGUGUGGAGUACCAGCCCGUUGACGGUGCCAGGGUGUGUCUACCCGUCCCUGCCAUUGGUUCUCAGUUUGCCCUCAGAAUGGGUAUCCAGCCUGUUCCUGACAAGGUGUUUCAGUCUGCCACCACGAAGGACCCAUCAGUCAACAGUAGCAUACCCAUCAGUCAACAGUAGCCUGCAGCCAGCCACUGUUCCAGAGUUGCCACCCGAUCCUGCUACAGAGCCGAAGUUAAUCAACGAGGUGGACUCUUCAGUUGCUCCGGCUACAAAGCAUCAGCCAGGAGUAGCCACGGUGGUGCUCCAGACCAACAUGGUGCUACAGCCGUCUUCGGUCACAGGGGCUCUGCCUACCCCUGUCCUGGAGCCCAGACCAGCUACCACAGAUGGGGCCCAGUCUGCCCCUUCCCCAGGGUUACUGCUGAUCCCUACAAAGCUAACCCAUUCUUCCCUCAAGUUCCUGUAUGCCACUGAUUAUGGGGCCGAGCCUACCUCCUGCUCCAGUCUCCUGCCUGUUCCUGCUAUAGGAGCUCAGCCUACCCGUCAAAUCAGACUCACUGUCUGCCAGGCAUGAGGAGCAGCCUUCUCCACCCACGAGGGUCCAGCCUGCUUCCGUCAUAGUAGACCCAAUGCCUCCUACCCGGGCAGCCCAGCUGGACCUGAAAGUACAACCUGGCCCUGUCUUCAGAUCACCAGCUCUUGCAACAGAGAGCCAUCGUGUUGCAGCCACAGGCCCACAGACCGCCGUUGAUGCAGAUCAUCAGCCAGCAUCUCCCUGGUUGCCACCAGCCGCAGCCCAGGGAUCCACAGCCCCUGUCCCAAUAUCGCUGCCACCAGCUGCAGCCCAGGGGCAACCACCUGGCUUUACACUAGGAGUCAUCCCUUUUUCAGUUAGGGGGGCUUCACCAGAAGCCAACGACAAGCCCCCACCAGCUCCUGAUGAGGAGCCCAGUUCAUCUCUAGCCACGGGCCCUCCACUUGGCCCUGUCUUCCAGACACCGGCUGCCCAUGCAGUGUGGUUCAUACUUACCUCAGCACAAACAGACCAGCCCAGCUCUGUUGGGGAGCCCCCACCUGGUCUUGAGUGGGAGCCCUCUACGGGGGCCGCUUCAGCCUCCACCCAGAGUUCCCAUCCAGUCCUCGCCAGCAAGGUCCUCUCCGAUCCUGUGGGGGAGCCUCAGCUUGCUCCUCGUCGGAGACCUUCAGCGACGCCUCCUGAGAGGCCAGAACUUGACCCUGACUUCUGGGCCCUUCAGGCCUCUGCCCUGCAACCUCCGCUAGUCCCUGCCUGUGAUGUCCACCCUGGCUCAGUCGGGGAGCCCCAACCUGCCAGUCGUCGAGAACCCUCUGCAGCUCUAGCUCAGGGUCCACAGUCACACCCUGCCUGGGGAGCUCUGCUGCCUUCUCUGGAGAACGCGCCUGUCCCUGCUGUGAGACCUCAGCUCAGCCCGAUUAUCAGCUCAGAUCUGGCUCCUGACCCUAAGACUCAGUUUCCCCUCGUCUGGAGGUCCUGAUCCGGUUGGGGAGUCUCACAGAGCCCUUUACGCUGUCCGCCAUAGAGCUAUUACCUGGCCCUGCUCUAGGGAUCAAGCCAGCUCCUGCCAAUGGUGCCCAGAGCGCUCCCUCUUUCGAGUCUCAGACUGUGUCAGCCCCAGAGACUGUUUCCUCUGAUAAGUUUGCCCAUAGUACAGAUUUCCUGCUGGUAGCCCCAACAGCCUCUGAUAGUCAGUUGCUGGAGACCUGUUGGACCAUGUAAUAGGACCUGUCUGCUAGCCUUUACUUGCCACAGUGUCCUGCACUUGGUUAUUAGUCAGGCCAUGUUGCCAGGCCUUUAGGUGCCCCUGUCCUUAGCUCCCCAGUCACCAGACACUCAGGUGCCCUAUUAACUAAUCAGUCUGGUGUUUCCCCUAAUUUCCUGCCAGCUGACACCCUAGUAGUUUGGACUGUUUCCUGCUGUUAGAACAAAUCAGUGUUCCAUCAGUUACAUGCACCCCUCUCCCAUGAGGACAUUCUCACCACAGUGUGCCCCUGAUGGACUAAGUGUUCCUGCCCAGCUGUUACGGACAGCAGCUCUUCUACUCCACAAGAGCAGAGAACCCUUUGCAUAAUUUAAGUACUGGACUAGAGUUUAUUUGAUAUUAGUGGUUAUGCCUAGCGAGGCCCUCUAUUGAUGGGGCGGCUAGACACCCAUGUCUGUUAAGUUUGGGUAUGAUAUGUAAGUAAGAGUUAAGUAAGAGUUAAGAUAGUCAAGUGAAGUAUUGAGCCUUUCUUAGGAGUGAAUUAACAUAGUGAAUUCAGGGGCGGCUGUACAAAAGGCUGUGAAGUAUUUGUAGUUAAUCAUAUCAGUAAUGCUAGUUCAUUAUAUCAGCGCUUUAGCUCCGCCCACCGGUCAAGUGGAGCAGAGCAUGCUGGGCGAUCUCCAGCUUAGAGAAGAUCAGCUCGAGAGAAGUCAAGUGAGAGAAAGUUCCAGCCAUCCUCGUGUUUUCCCAACAGUUAGCUUUCAUUGUGUUAGCCAAGGCCAGUGUGCGUCCUUGUUGAUAUACCACACACACACACACACAAACACACACACACACACUUUGGUUGAAGCAAGUUGCCAGACCACUAAGUGCCUUAGACCAUCCAUACUACAUACAAUGUGUUGUGCUGUUCCGUGCCUGUGCAUAUUCAGCGUUAUUAAACCACCUCAACUGGAAUCUUACCAGUCUGUCAUCUGUCGGGAGCACACGGGAGCGAACACAUAAAGUAAAACUUAACCUAAAGAAUAUACAGUCCACCAAGUCCUCACUUACAGUAUUGUACUGCAGUGAAUGGAGUGGGUGAAGUAGAAAGUGUUGCUGGGUAUUUACACCUCAGUCCCCCAUAAAAUAACACCAUAUAUAGAUUCUACAGACCAUGGUGAGUUAUCCCAACGCCACUCUUACUUUGGCACCUUUAAUAGUUUUCUGUCUAUAAGUAAAUAUGUAAUUUAUAGCCCUGUAGUGUAUUGCAUUGGGACCAAUGGAGUGGGUGGAGUAGAAAGUGUUGCUGGGCAUAUAGACCUCAGUCCUCCAUGAAAUUAAACCAUAUAUAUACAUUCUACAGACCCUAGUGAGUAAUCCCAACCCCACUUUUACGUAGGCACCUAGAAUAGUUCUCUCUAAAAGCCAAUAUGUAUUUCAUAUACAGUGUAUUGUGUCGGGGGCAUUUAUUUGACCUUGGAACAAAUUUUAAAACCCACAUUUAAUGCAAAUGUCACGUAAAUAUUAAAACAUGAAUCAUUAUUAAUGUUUAGACAAUUAUUUUCCAUAUAUCAUGAAUAAAUACAUGUUAAUGCCACUUUUAUACUAUUACGUGGGUAACAUUUAUUUUUAAAAUUUCCGAAAUUCUGUGACCCGGAAAUACUUUUGUAGUGUUGGUGACGAAAGGCUGGUAGCACCGAAGAAGAAACUGGAGCUACAGAGCUAGCAAGCUACUUGUUUUAGCCCACUAUUUAUGUUUAAUCACUUCGUCCAACUUAGUCGUUGUCGAAAUUUGAAGUGAACGUGAUUCAAUAUAUCCAAUAUACAUCGCAUGAGACUGUAUUUAUCGACUUUUAGUGCUCGCGAGCCAAUCGUCCAAAGAUGUCGGGUCGCCUUGAGUUCCAGACACAGCUAGCUUCCAUUAUGGAGGUAUUGGCCAAUGCAGCCGUGGCAGAAAUCUGCAAACUGGUAGACGACGACUAUGCGGUUGUAAGUUUGCAAAUGUCACAAUGCCAAAGGGAGAACAAAGGUUUGAAGCGAAAGCUGAAUCUUCUCGAGCUGAAGAUGGCCCGUGGUUACGCCGAGCGAAGGCUACGGGAAAGCGCAAUGAACAGCCGACCCAACAGCAGAGUUCAUAUCAACACCAAUGACAAAUUCAGAGAGUCGUCUUUAUCAACUGGUAAGAAGACUGUCAGUAAUACCAUACCAUCUUAAAUACUAGUUUAUUUGAUUACCCUGCUGAUUAAAAUAAAAUAAAAACACCACUGGAAAACAGGGCAGGCUGACAUGGCCAAAAUAUCGUAGAACGGUGUUUUAAUUUUUGACGAUAUUUGACGGUUCUGAAUAAUACGUUCUAAAUAUGCUUUAUAGGUAGUGCAUUAAACACUUAAAUGGUUUUAAUGGGCUUUUUCCAUUCUGAUUGCUUUAUACUGUUCAAUCAAACUUCAGCCAAAAAUAAUAAGUGGUCAAAACUGACAGUAAAGUAGUCCUUUUUGUAGAACAUUACAUAGAAAUCAAAAUCCUAUUUUGUAGCCUCAAACUCUGGUACUGUUUCUAUUUGCAUAGUUAUUUGUUCACUUCCAGCAUUAAUUUCCAGCAUUUUCAUUAAUUUCUUCAUUUCCUGCAAUAAUUUUAUCAUUUGCACACUAACGUUUCUGUUAAAGUUUCCUUUAUGACAAUAAUUGUUCUCCUCUUUCACUGUAUUUUCGGCUUUAAUUGCAGUUCUUACUUUCGCCACUAGGGGCAGUCGGCCGAAUUCCGGGGCUCUAUUUGGCAAGCUUGCCUUCGGUCAUGUCUAGAUGGGAUACAGCUUUUGUCAAAUUGAUGUGAAAAGUUGUUUUUUUUUGCAUUUUAGCUAACCCUAUCCCAGGGGUCUCCAACAGGUAGGUAGAUGAUAGAUCUCAAGCUACCAGUAGCUCACAGCCCGACGAGUAGUUCGCUAAGCAAUUCUGAAAGUGCAUGCAUUUUUUUCAUGUUCCAUAGUAAACUGUCAAACAUAAAGCUCCUCCCGGCUACUAUCCAAUCAAAGCUACAUUAUCCAACCCCUGGUUAGCCACUAUUGGCAUAAAAAGCCAAACGUAACACAAUAUCUGCCAAUUGAUUUCCAGCAGUAUUGCUCGUCUGUCUGUUUGGUGCACGCAUUUGUCUUAUCACUCCGUAAGUAGCCAGUUAGUGAUGCUAGUCAUGAUGACCAUCUUGUGGGUAGACAAAGACUUUCCCAAAAAAUCUUCUCAAUUAAUGUUAACUGCACAGUAGGCUUAACUGACAGAAAUAUAUAAUGAUUAUUUGUAUCAAUCGGGUGGGCCAUUUUUGCAAACUCUGUCAUGACGUGCUGCAACAGUAGGCCUAACAUCGCUGUGGUCUGGUAGAGCACGGCGCUUGUAACGCCAAGGUAGUGGGUUCGAUCCCCGGGACCACCCAUACUCAAAAAAAAAAAUUGUAUGCACGCAUGACUGUAAGUCGCUUGGGAUAAAAGCGUCUGCUAAAUGGCAUAUUAUAUUAUUAUUAUUAUCGCUAGACCGACACAUUCCUCUUUGUCUAAAUGCGCAAUUAAAAGGGUAUUGCACUCAAAUCAAAAUGUGUUCGUUUUUUUCCCCAGACCUCAAAAUUGUUAUUCUGAUGGGAUUCAAGCAUUGACAUGGAUUCAGAACAUCAGUUUCUCUAUGAAUAAUUGUACUAUUGAGAAAAAUAUACUUUUAUGGGGCCUUAUUGCUUGUUUAUUUAAGCAAUAAGGCCUGAGGGUCUGUGGCAUAUGGCGGAUAUACCACAGCUAAGGGCUGUUCUUAUGCACGACCCAAUGCGGAGUACAGCCCUUAGCCGUGAUAUAUUGGUAAUAUACCACAAACCCCCCGAGGUGCCUUAUUGCUAUUAUAAACUGGUUACCAACAUAAUUAGAAGAGUAAAAAUAAAUGUUUUGUCAUACCAGUGGAAUACGGUCUGAUAUACCACGGCUUUCAGGCAAUCAGCAUUCAGGGCUCGAACCACCCAUUAUUUUACAAGGUAUGUUGACCGAAAACACAUCUCUUGUACACCAAGGAUCCGGGGUUGCAGGGUAGAGGGGAAGUGAAAAAUUUGCCAAUUUGAAAGCUAAAAAAAAAAAGGUUGGAGACCCCUGCCCUAACCCUUUUCCUAACCUUAACCUAAUUCUCCUAACCUGCUAUGUUAAUUCUCCUAACCUGCUGCGUAAUUUCUCCUAAACAUUUUGACAAGCUGUAUCCUUUCUAGACAAAACCCUUGCCCUCCCGUAGUUGUUGACUUGUGCUAGAAAGUUAGUUAGCUAGCAGUUAUUGCCAUCAUUUUUUCCAGUCACUACUGAAUUAUUUUAUGUAAUAAAUCAAACAUUAAAAUAGCGUUAUAGAAGUUAAAGUCAAAAUCCAAACUGGUCCGUGAAUGAAUACCGUUAUAUCAUUUUGACGGUUUACCGCCAAGCCCUACGGGAAAACCAUAAAAACGUGUGUAAUAUUGACAGCUUUUUCCCCCAUUGGGGCCACCUACACUGAGUGUACAAAACAGAAACACCUUCGUAAUAUAGAGUUGCACCCCCUUUUGCCCUCAGAACAGCCUCAAUUCGUCAGGGCAUGGACUCUACAAGGUGUCAAAAGCGUUCCACAGGGAUGCUGGCCCAUGUUGACUCCAAUGCUUCCCACAGUUGUCAAGUCGGCUGGUAGUGGAUCUCUACUCCAACUAGCUUGUUCCAUCUUAUUCCACAGAUGCUCAAUUUAACUGAGAGCUGGUGACUGGGCAGGCCACUGCAGUAAGCUGAAUUCACUGUCAUGUUCGUGGAACCAUUCCUGGACAAUCCUAGCCUUGUGGCAUGGGGCAUUAUCCUGCUGAAAAAAUAUAUUUGCAGAUGGAUACACUGCUGCCAUGAAGGGAUGCACCUGAUUGGCAACGAUGUUCAGAUAUCCUGUGACAUUCAAACGUUGCUCCACUUUUAUCAAGGGGUCCAAUGUGUGCCAUGAAAACACACCCUACACCACCCCCACAAGCCUGCAAUGUUGACACGCGGCAUGAUGGAUGCAUGCACUCGUGGUUUUCUCCGUACCCUAGUCCUCCCCUCAGUGUGAAACAGAAGGAACCGGGAUUCAUCAGACCAGGCAAUGUUUUUCCAAUUCUCUAGUGUUUUCGUUCCUUAACCCACUGCAACCGCAGUUUCUUGUUUUUUGCUGAAAGAAGUGGAACUCUGUAAGGUCGUCAGCUGCCAUACCCCAUUUGUGUCACGGACUAACGAGUUGUGCAAUCUUUUAUUGGUCUUUGGGCACCAGUGUUGUAACUGUAGCCCGUCUGUUGUUCUGCACAAUUCGUGUCAGCCUUCUUUGUCCUCUUUCAUCAAUGGCCUGCCAUUGGCUGGAUGUCCUUUGGGUGGUGGACCAUUCUUGAUACACACUGGAAACUGUUGAGUGUGAAAAACCCAGCAGCGUUGCAGUUCUUGACACACUCAAACCGUUGCGCCUGGCAUCUACUACCAUACCCCGUUCAAAGGCACUUAAAUAUUUUGUCUUGCCCAUUCAUCUUCUGAAUGACACACAUACACAAUCCAUGUCUCAAUUGUCUGAAGGCUUACAAAAAAUCCUUCUUUAACCUGUCUCCUCUCCUUCAUCUACCCUGAUUUGAAGUGAUUUAACAGGUGACAUCAAUAAGGGAUCAAAGCUUUCACCUGGAUUAACCUGGUCAGUCUGUCAUGGAAAGAGCAUGUGUUCCUAAUGUUUUGUACACUCACUGUAUACAGUCAUUGGGAUCCACCUUUUUUGGGGGGUUAUUAAAAUCUGACAAAGCUCAUCUAGGCCAAUGUUACCUCGUCAACCUGCAAUUUUUUAAAUCAGUAAUUUUUAAUCAUUUUUUUAAAUUAUAGGUGGUGUCUACAACAUACAACUGGAUCCCAUGGGGAUGUGGUCAGGAGGACCUGUAGCCAAUAAUGAUCACAACAACAGCUCCCAGAUGCAUCCCAAUCCCAUCCGAGACAAGGUAAAUUCAAGAAACCAAUCCUGUAAUGCUGGUUGUCAAUGUCUUACACAGUUCAAGAAAACAAAUAUACUUGGUGGCUAACCGUUAUAUUUCAUUAUAGCAUAGUCCUACAGUACACAAUGGCCCAUUUUGAACCAUUUUGGGCACUUGGCAGCGUCUGUCACCAGUAGGUCAUCAUCAACCAUGUUGUGGUGUAUAUUUAUGCAGUUAAUUCCUGACCUUUCUAUCUUCCAGUCGCCAGAUCUGCAGCUUGUGGAGCCUGAGUCUCUUCUGGUCAAAGAGGAGAGGAUGGAGGAUCCCCUUGGAGACGCAGAGGCAGACGACGUAACACUGAUCGGAGAGGACGGUUAGUGUGUUAGUCCGUCUCAAGUUUGGUUGCUGUGUUGCAGAUACUGUAAUUACUCACCCCAUGCAUUUGAUCAACAUCAAGACUCCAUUCUCACACUAGUCAACCUUGCCAUAACUUUGACUUGAGUUAGCUCAACCAUUAACCUGCUCUCAUUCCCUUCCUCUCUCCUCCAGGAGUGGUGGAGUGUGGACCUCGUGGAGGCAGAGGUAGAACCGGCGCUGAGGACACCCCAUCCCAUCCACCCACUUCAGCUCAUGGCCCAGAGCAGCUCAGCCAGCCUCAGCACCCCGAGCAGCAGCAGCAGGGCCCCAGGAACAGGCACCGUGUGGAGGUCAGUGGCUCGGCACCUCUCCUUAAGUCUGACAGUGAACCCCAACACGCAGGACUGCUGCACCAACCCCACCCUGCUGAGUUUGAUAUGUUCGGUGGUGAUGACGACAGAGGGGAUGUUCUAGGGCCGCUGGGCUCGUUCUUUAAUGAGAGCAACCAGACAGAGACGGCCGGGGCCGGGCAGCCAUCUUGUUCGUACAGCACAGUCGCUGAGGCCGCCGCGUCGUUUCAGUCCAGGCACCGCCGUCAACUUUCACUUCCUGCUUCGGUCACCAUCCACCGCCAUCUCCCGGGGAAACGAGAGGAGGUUCUGAACGUCGACGAGGAGGAAGAGGAGGAAGGGAAGGAGCCUCCGGAGAAGUGGGGCUGCGACAGUGGAAUGUCUGCAAUGUUUGGGGGAGGAGGCAGGUUCCAGGGUAACCAUGGCAGCAUGGCCGCCCCAUCACAAUCUCGCUCCAUCAAUGACAUUGCGAUGCCGUCGACUUCCGACGCAAACGGGUGGGCACACGGCGGCGGGGGCAGAAACACUGGCGGCGGCAACACUGGCUUCCCCCUGACGAGGGACGGCAAGGUCCCCCACAGGACCAGUGCCCGGGAGAAACUGUUCAUCUGCAACUUCUGCGGCAAGGCGUUCAACCGGCCCAAGAAAGUGGAGAUCCACCUGAGGACCCACACAGGGGAGAGACCAUUCAGAUGCAACACCUGUGGGAAGAUGUUCUCUGAGGCUGGCAACCUGAAGAAGCACCAGAGGGUCCAUACAGGGGAGAAACCCUUCCACUGUGAGCUCUGUGGAAAAGGAUUCGCCUGGAUACGCAACCUCAAGACCCACCAUGAGAGGAACCAUCCAGACGUAUAUCCCCCGGACAUGAACAGGGACAUGAGCCCUAGUUUUAUCUCACCUGGACUACUGCCCAGUCAUAUGGUCAAGUGCCACAAAGAAGAACAUAGGCAAAUUACAGUUGACCCAGAACAGAGUAGUAUGGCUGGCCCUUAAAUGUACACUGAGGUCUAAUAUCAAUAACAUGCAUGUCAAUCUCUCCUGGCUCAAAGUACAGGAGAGAUUGACUGCAUCACUACUUGUCUUUGUGAGAGGUAUUGACAUGUUGAAAGCACCAAACUGUCUUGUUCAGACAGCUCAGACACCCAAACAUACCCCACAAGACAUGCCACCAGGGGUCUCUUCACAGUCCCUAGUCCAGAACAGACUCUGGGAAACACACAGUACUACAUAGAGCUAUGACUACAUGGAACGCUCUUCCACAUCAAGUAACUCAAGCAAGCAGUAAAAUCCGAUAAAAAAAAACCCAGAUAAAACAACACCUUAUGGCACAAUGCGGACUGUGAAGAGACACGCGCAUACGCUAACACAUGCACUCUACACACACACAUACAUUGUAAUAUUGAGUAUUGUAGUGGUGUAAUGUGUUGUAUGAUGUAUUGUUUUAUUUUUUUAUCCUGUUUGGACCCCCCUGGGCAGCAGCUAGUGGGGAUCCUAAUAUAUACGAAUACAAAAUUAGCUUAACCUAACGGCAGGGGCAGGGCCCCAACUUACUCAUUUAGUUUUUCUUCUCAUCUUAAGCUAAUCAAGUUUCCACUGUGUUUUAGAAACCAGCUUAAUGUUUCUAGCCAGGAGGACGCAACCUUAUAAUUAAAAAUGAAUCAGGGGUGACCUACCAUCUGGCGAACUAACAGACCAACAACUAAACACUGCUCUAGGGCCAGUCAUCAUGAAUCACAACUCUCUAGAGUCAGAGCCCCGAUAGAUGGGUACGCAUGCAAAUGUUCUGGGGCAUGACGGGUUGUUUUGAUUAUGUACAUAAGACAUUUCAUAUCAGUUGACUAAGGGAGGGUGAAUAUCUGGUCCAAAAUAAGCUACCGAUAAGGUAUUCAUGGUAAAUGUCAACCUUAAAAGUGUCAAUCUGGAGUGGAUGAUGCUGGUUAGUUUUGUGUACAUAUUUAAAACAGUACUGUAUAUCUAAUGCUAAGGGAAUAUUUUACAUUGGACAAAUUAACUUUGUAAAUAAGGCCCAGCGGCCCCAAUAAGUUUAUGAAUGAGUGGCAGUUUGUUAAAGUAAAUCACUUUUCUCCUAAAGAAUCAGCAUGUAUUACAAUGCCUCUUCUAUGUUUUUUUGAUUUUCUACAUAUGGAACUAUUAUGAAUAAAAUACAUUCCUUACACUGAGGUUUCUGUCAUUAUUGAAAUUAAUAGUCAAUGGUGGUUUAUAUGGCAGACAAAGGAAAGCUGAAGGGAUUCAAGUGACUAACCAAUAAGAAAAGCUGUACUGGAGUUACUUGAAAGUCUGUCACACAGAAAUAUCUCCCACCACCUGCAAGAACACUCAUAAAUAGUCAAUAUUUGUUUAAUCCUUAUUUAGCAAGACACAAGUUUGUUAAUCUUCCAAGAAGUUCUUAAUGUCACUUAAUCUUUGUGAAAUAAAUUAUAUAUAUAUCAAAUCACUCAAACCCAUAAGGUCACUAUAACCACAAUAUUUAAUUGGACAGGUCCAAUAAUGAGGUUCUGAGUAACAGACAUCUAUUAACUACCGGUAAUCAAAUGAUGCAACAAGAUGCAUAUAAAAUAUCAGUAAACAUCUUAUAUAGCUACAUAACAUACUUGUUGCAUACAUGUAAGAUAUACACAAUUUGUAAUCAUUGGUCCGAAUAUUUAUUCCAGUCACAGUUGUAGUGUGUGAUUUAGAAAUGAAUAUGAUUCAUUGCAUAAUAGUAAUUGUGAUAUCUAAUUCCUGGUCCAUCCCUGUGUUUCCAGUCUGCAGCAGUGGAGGACAGAGACCCUGACAUCGUGCUGAUCAAGGUGGAGGAUCUGGACCCACAGGGAGGAGGACUCAGCAUCCAGGAGGGUGAGUGGAGACUACAGGGGUGGAAGGCAGUGUGUGGUGAAAGUGGGUAGUGGUGCUAACAGCAGGGCUUGGUAAUCAAGGUGUUAGACUUAUUAGGAUCUGAUACAAGGCUAGUUAGAUCCCAUGUAAAGACUACGCUGUUGCAGACAUCCCUGCCUGUUAUAGAGCUUUGAAAACAUGUUAUAAUGGCAUUGACAUUCCCCAAGUUUAGCUCCAUGGUGAGAUCGCCCGUUGAUUUCAACACCAGCCAGUGGUGUGAUUGUGACGCUGUAUUCUCUUCACCAGGGCUUGAGGAGUCGACCAGAGACAACUACAGAGGAGGAGCAUUACCCCUGGAGGCCACCCACCACACCUCACCCUCAGACCACACCCACCACCACCCCGGGACGACCAGGCACCACACCACGGAGGUCAGCUAUGGCCGUGUGUCGUACGAGAACCACCCCCUUCCACUGUGGACGAAUGGGGGCAGUGGUGGUUCUGGUGACACUAGCGUCCCAGGGCCGUCCUCCCUCAACCUCUCCUACCCAGCAGGCCCAGGCAUGCUGAUCAUGGGAGGGAGGAUGGGGCCUGCUGGCUCAGAGAUGGGUCAGCACAGGGGUUUCACUGUAGAAGGCUCCGGAAGCUUCUCCGGUUCUAUGGGUUGUAGAGAGGGGUCAGAGAUGGCUGGUUAUGAGAUUGCAGAGGCACAGGGGGGUCAGGAUACGUACAAAAGCGGGAGGAAGAAAGCGGUGAGGAAGAAAGCGUACCUCUGCAAGUUCUGUGGUAAAGGGUUCUCCUCCCCGGCCAAUCUAGAACCGCACCUUAGAACCCACACGGGCGAACGGCCGUUUGGGUGCACGGUGUGCGGGAAGCACUUCUCUCAGUACUGGAACCUUAAGAUCCACAAGAAUGUUCACACGGGGGAGAGGCCAUACCCCUGCGCGCUCUGUGGGGAACGCUUUGCCGAUCCCAGCAACCUAAAGAAACACCAGAAACGACAUCAUCCUCAGCAGUAGUAGUACUAGAUGGGACAGGGAUAUAAUAUCAACCAUCUAUUACAAUAUGAGGAGGGCCAGGUUUUUCCUGAAAGCUCAGAUGGUUAUAGAUUUCAACUAGGACCAAGUGUUGUCCCUGAUCACAUGACCUGACCAGAAACAACUCUGAUAGUUAUAGGAUAAAACUAGGACCCAGAGUUUUUCCUCUGGUCAGGUCACAUGAUCAGGAAUCUCUUGGCCUUGAAUCUAGACCCUAUAUUAGAAUUAGUAAAGGGGCUUAGGGAAGGGUUGUUGGUGGAGUCUUAAUCUCUCGUGGGAAGAUGCACGUGCAUUUGAAGCAAUUACGCAAAGAUUUUAAUUUUGGGUGUCCGAGAUUAGUGUAGUCUGGGUAAUUUUGUCUUAGCUGGUGAUGGUAAUAAGCAUAUUUAUUUGUUUUCUAUUCAUAAAGAUGUAUGAAAAUUAUACUAUGUGGUGAGAAUAGUGCAUGUUUGAUCAAAUCCAUUUAGAAGAUAGAUGAUUCCCCUUAUACAGUGGGGAGAACAAGUAUUUGAUAAACUGCCGAUUUUGCAUGUUUUCCUACUUACAAAGCAUGUAGAGGUCUGUAAUUUGUAUCAUAGAUACACUUCAACUGUGAGAGACGGAAUCUAAAACAAAAAUCCCACUCCUCCAUACAGACCUUCUCCAGAUCCUUCAGGUUUCAGGGCUGUCGCUGGGCAAUACGGACUUUCAGCUCCCUCCAAAGAUUUUCUAUUGGGUUCAGGUCUGGAGACUGGCUAGGCCACUCCAGGACCUUGAGAUGCUUCUUACGGAGCCACUCCUUAGUUGCCCUGGCUGUGUGUUUCGGGUCGUUGUCAUGCUGGAAGACCCAGCCAUCUUCAAUGCUCUUACUGAGGGAAGGAGGUUGUUGGCCAAGAUCUCGCGAUACAUGGCCCCAUCCAUCCUCCCCUCAAUACCCUCGCGAUACCUGUCCCCUUUGCAGAAAAGCAUCCCCAAAGAAUGAUGUUUCCACCUCCAUGCUUCAUGGUUGGGAUGGUGUUCUUGGGGUUGUACUCAUCCUUCUUCUUCCUCCAAACACGGCGAGUGGAGUUUAGACCAAAAAGCUAUAUUUUUGUCUCAUCAGACCACAUGACCUUCUCCCAUUCCUCCUCUGGAUCAUCCAGAUGGUCAUUGGCAGGGGGACCUUGCGUGCGCUGCAGGAUUUUAAUCCAUGACGGCGUAGUGUGUUACUAAUGGUUUUCUUUGAGACUGUGGUCCCAGCUCUCUUCAGGUCAUUGACCAGGUCCUGCCAUAUAGUUCUGGGCUGAUCCCUCACCUUCCUCAUGAUCAUUGAUGCCCCACGAGGUGAGAUCUUGCAUGGAGCCCCAGACCGAGGGUGAUUGACCGUCAUCUUGAACUUCUUCCAUUUUCUAAUAAUUGCGCCAACAGUUGUUGCCUUCUCACCAAGCUGCUUGCCUAUUGUCCUGUAGCCCAUCCCAGCCUUGUGCAGGUCUACAAUUUUAUCCCUGAUGUCCUUACACAGCUCUCUGGUCUUGGCCAUUGUGGAGAGGUUGGAGUCUGUUUGAUUGAGUGUGUGGACAGGUGUCUUUUAUACAGGUAAUGAGUUCAAACAGGUGUAGUUAAUACAGGUAAUGAGUGGAGAACAGGAGGGCUUCUUAAAGAAAAACUAACAUGUCUGUGAGAGCCGGAAUUCUUACUGGUUGGUAGGUGAUCAAAUACUUAUGUCAUGCAAUAAAAUGCAAAUUAAUUACUUAAAAAUCAUACAAUGUGAUUUUCUGGAUUUUUGUUUUAGAUUCCGUCUCUCACAGUUGAAGUGUACCUAUGAUAAAAAUUACAGACCUCUACAUGCUUUGUAAGUAGAAAAACCUGCAAAAUCAGCAGUGUAUCAAAUACUUGUUCUCCCCACUGUAACACCAAGGUAUAGGUUCAACAUACAAGAAAAACCAGUAAAUGGGUUGAAGUAACCAUAUUUGUUAGCAGUAAACUUGUAAAUAUCUUGUUGGGUGAUGGUACUAUUUUCUAUUUUGAGUCCAAAAUACUCUACGCUUAUAGGGAUAAGUCUAUUGUGUCACAAUUCUGUGAAACUUUAAUCGAUGUCCUUAUCUUGUAAUGUUAAAAGAAGAUUAAAAUGUUUCUUUGCAAAAACGAUGAAUGAAUUAAUGUGGUUAUUAACAUUACAUUACUCCAUCACAGGACAUUCAAUUUCCUCAACUGUGACACAAUAUCAAUAUCUUAAAGAGCAUUCAUCACAUCCACAAUCUAUGCCUAAAAUGGGAAUAAAAUAAUUAUCACUUAAAGAUAUUCUCCGGUACUUUUGUAUACAUUUUAGCCAGUAGUUCUGAAAGUAACACCCACGAGCCAAAAGUGGUCCUGGAAAAUUGCGUUCUACAUCACAAAUGUGCAGAUGUGUGCACCACCUCACUGCUCUCUCUCUACUUUGUGCGCGUCUUGCUAGCUUUCACUCAAAUGGCAAGGGGCUGAAGCUUAUUGGUUGAAACUCGAAUUGCUAGGGGGCUGGCCCACGUGGGGGUAAAUGUAGGGAAAAUGGCGCCACACAGCUUCCAGAAAACAGUCGCUUUCAAACAAGGGAUUUUAUGGAUAAUAGAGGUAAAACAGUAAUUCUGCUCAUAGAUUAUGCAUGUAUGAGCCACACAUUGACACAUCCAGCCCAAAGCGGGAGGUUUAAAAAAUACUAUAUACUCACCAGUACCGGAGCAUGUCUUUAACAAAUUUACUAGUUUUAAGAAAUUAUUAUUUAUAGCAUGGAAGUCAAAAUGGUGAAUUAGAUUUUCCUAAAUAUAUGUUUGAUUUACAGUACACAGAGUAUACAAAACAUUAGGAACACCUGCUCUUUCCAUGACAGACUGACCAGGUGAAAGCUAUGAUCCCUUAUGGUUGACACUUGUCAAAUCCACUUCCAUCAGUGUAGCUGAAGGGGAGGAGAUAGGUUAAAGAAUGAUUUUUCGCCAUGAGACAAUUGAGACAUGGAUUGUGUAUGUGUGCCAUUCAGAGGGUGAAUGCCACAGGAAUGGAUAUCUGAACAUCAUUACCAGUCAGGCGCAUCCUUCAUGUGGUCCUCUGUAGCUCAGCUGGUAGAGCACGGCGCUUGUAACGCCAAGGUAGUGGGUUCGAUCCCCGGGACCACCCAUACACAAAGAAAUGUAUGCACGCAUGACUGUAAGUCGCUUUGGAUAAAAGCGUCUGCUAAAUGGCGUAUUAUUAUUUAUUUAUUAUUAUUAUAGCAGCAAUGUAUCCAUCUGCAAAUUGAGUUUUUCAGCAGGAUAAUGCUGCAUGCCACAAUGCUAGGAUUGUUCAGGAAUGGUUCCACGAACAUGACAGUGAAUUCAAUUUACUGCCCAGUCACCAGAUUUCAAUCCAAUUGAGUGUCUGUGGGAUGAGAUGUAACAAGCUAUUUGGAGUAGAGAUCCACUACCAGCCAACUUGACACAACUGUGGGAAGCAUUGGAGUCAACAUGGGACAGCAUCCUUGUGGAAUGCUUUCCACACCUUGUAGAGUCCAUGCCCUGAUGAAUUGAGGCUGUUCUGAAGGCAAAAGCGGGUCCAACAGAAUAUUACAGUAAUUACAGUAACCUCUAAAUCAAAUCCAAUUUUAUUGGUCAUGUACACAUAUUUAGCAGAUGUUUUUGCGGGUGUAGCGAAAUGCUUAUGUUUCUAGCUCCAACAGUACAGUAAUACCUGACGAUACAAAGCAAUACAUGUACAAUUCUGAAAAAUAAAGGGAAUUAUGAAAUAUAUAAAUAUUAGAACUAGCAAUGUCAGAGUCCGGAAUAUAAAUAUUUAUGUAUAUGAUGGUGUGUAUACAGUCGUGGUCAAAAGUUUUGAGAAUGACACAAGUAUUGGUCUUCACAAAGUUCGCUGCUUCAGUGUUAUGAGAUAUUUUUGUCAGAUGUUAUUAUGGUAUACUGAAGUAUAAUUACAAGCAUUCCAUACGUGUCAAAGGCUUUUAUUGACAAUUACAUGAAGUUUAUGCAAAGAGUCAAUAUUUGCAGUGUUGACCCUUCUUUUUCAAGACCUCUGCAAUCUGCCCUGGCAUGCUGUCAAUUAACUUCUGGGCCACAUCCUGACUGAUGGCUGCCCAUUCUUGCAUAAUCAAAGCUUGGAGUUUGUUAUAAUUUGUGGGUUUUUGUUUGUCCACCCGCCUCUUGAGGAUCGACCACAAGUUCUCAAUGGGAUUAAGGUCUGGGGAGUUUCCUGACCAUGGACCCAAAAUGUUGAUGUUUUGUUCCCCGAGCCACUUAGUUAUCACUUUUUCCUUAUGGCAAGGUGCUCCAUCAUGCUGGAAAAGGCAUUGGUCGUCACCAAACUGUUCUUGGAUGGUUGGGAGAAGUUGCUCUCGGAGGAUGUGUUGGUUACCAUUCUUUAUUCAUGGCUGUGUUCUUAGGCAAAAUUGUGAGUGAGCCCACUCCCUUGGCUGAGAAGCAACCCCACACAUGAAUGGUCUCAGGAUGCUUUACUGUUGGUAUGACACAGGACUGAUGGUAGCGCUCACCUUGUCUUCUCCGGACAAGGUGUUUUCCGGAUGCCCCAAACAAUCGGAAAGGGGAUUCAUCAGAGAAAAUCCUGUGUAGCUCAGUUGGUAGAGCAUGGUGCUUGCAACGCCAGGGUUGUGGGUUCGUUUCCCACGGGGGACCAGUAUGAAAAAAUUUAUGCACUCACUAACUGUAAGUCGCUCUGGAUAAGAGCGUCUGCUAAAUGACUAAAAUGUAAAUGUAAAAUGACUUUACCCCAGUCCUCAGCAGUCCAAUCCCUGUACCUUUUACAGAAUAUCAGUCUGUCCCUGAUGUUUUUCCUGGAGAGAAGUGGCUUCUUUGCUGCCCUUCUUGACACCAGGCCAUCCUCCAAAAGUCUUUGCCUCACUGUGCGUGCAGAUGCACUCUCACCUGCCUGCUGCCAUUCCUGAGCAAGCUCUGCACUGGUGGUGCCCCGAUCCCGCAGCUGAAUCAACUUUAGGAGACGGUCCUGGCGCUUGCUGGACUUUCUUGGGCGCCCUGACGCCUUCUUCACAACAAUUGAACCUCUCUCCUUGAAGUUCUUGAUGAUCCGAUAAAUGGUUGAUUUAGGUGCAAUCUUACUAGCAGCAAUAUCCUUGCCUGUGAAGCCCUUUUUGUGCAAAGCAAUGAUGACGGCACGUGUUUCCUUGCAGGUAACCAUGGUUAACAGAGUAAGAACAAUGAUUUCAAGCACCACCCUCCUUUUAAAGCUUCCAGUCUAUUAUUCUAACUCAAUCAGUAUGACAGAGUGAUCUCCAGCCUUGUCCUCGUCAACACUCUCACCUGUGUUAACGAGAGAAUCACUGACAUGAUGUCAGCUGGUCCUUUUGUGGCAGGGCUGAAAUGCAGUGGAAAUGUUUUUGGGGAUUAAGUUCAUUUUCAUGGCAAAGAGGGACUUUGCAAUGAAUUGCAAUUCAUCUGAUCACUCCUCAUGACAUUCUGGAGUAUAUGCAAAUUGCCAUCAUCAAAACUGAGGCAGCAGACUUUGUGAAAAUUUGUAUUUGUGUCAUUCUCAAAACUUUUGACCACGACUGUAGACAUUAUGGACAGUAUAUAAAUAGAAAAGGUGUGUACAGCGGUAGUUAUAUAGGAUAGGACUAUAAUACAGUAUAUACAUAUGAAGUGGGUAAAACAGUAUGUAAACAUUAUUAAAGUGACCAGUGUUCAAUGACUAUGUACAUAGGGCAGCAGUCUCUAAGGUGCAGUGUUGAGUACCGGGUGGUAGCCGGCUAGAGUUCUGGGCAGGGUACUGGGCGAAGGCCGUCUAGUGGUGACUGUUUAACAGUCUGAUGGCCUGCAGAUAGAAGCUGUUUUUCUGUCUCUCGGCCCCAGCUUUGAUGCACCUGUACUGUCUCCACCUUCUAGAUGGUAGUGGGGUGAACAGGUCGUGGCUCGGGUGGCUGAGGUCCUUGAUGAUCUUCUUAGCCUUCCUGUGACACUGGGUGCUGUAGAUGUCCUGGAGGGCAGGCAGUGUGCCCCCGGUGAUGCGUUGGACUGACCGCUAUCUAUCUAGAGUUUAGUUAAUCUCAUAGGCUCUUUCUCCUCUCUUCUUCCUAGUUUGCAGCUCCUGAAUCAACUCCAUCAACACUAAGACUGGGACAGAACCUGGGAAGUAUCACACCAACAGGAGGACCUGACCUGACAGCAGAGUGUAAGUGGAGAAUGAAAAUAAACCAGGAAUGCAUGAUAACCGUGUCGGCGGCCACCAGACAGCGUCACUCACUUACAAUAGUUUACUAAAAGCUAUUUUUUUAUGAGGAGGGAAAUGAGGCUAGUUCAGUCCCCCUUUAAGUUGAAUGCACUAACUGUAAGUCACCGUGGAUAAGUGUGUCUGCUAAAUCAGGGUUUUCCAAACUCGGUCCUGGGGUCCCCCCUGAGUGCAUGUUUUGGGUUUUGCCCUAGCACUACACUAAUUAAAAUAAUCAAAACUUGACGAUGAGUUUAUUAUUUGAAUCAGCUGUGCAGUGCUAGGGCAAAAACCAAAAUGUGCACCCAGGGGGGGUCCCAGGACCGAGUUUGGGAAACCAUAACUAAAAUGUAAAAGGCCUCUCUAGCUUAUUAUCCUUUACCAUAACUUUUAACUCAGAAUGAGUGUCUUAACUAGUAUUUACAAUAAACAUGCACCUUUUCCAUGUUCCUUAUCCAGGUACUGUGGAGUCCUCCAGACCCACACUUCCUGCCCCUGCCUCACAAAAAGGUAUUGGAACCACCAGUCCCACAGCGAGCCUAGGUAAUACAGCCAAUGUGCCCAAGGGAGCGCCAGACAACACACCUCCAACCCAGACCACACAACAGCUCAGCAAGCAGAGAGCAGCCAACACGCAAGGCUCUGAGUACUCACUGUUUGAGCUGGAGACCUUCUUCACGCGCUGGGCCCCAGACACAUCGGCAUCAACAGCGCCCUCCGGUGGUCCCUCGUGCUCCUACACCGACGACACCACAGACACUGACCCAGACUGCCUCAUAGUCGACCCAGAGCCUCAUCCCCAGCUCCCCUCAGCGACUGUCAGGCCCACAGGGGAGGGUGUGCCUUUCUCUGGGCAUCAGGGAGUUCAAGCAGCCACUCUGGGUGUGGGUGGGGCCAUCCAGGGGCAUCCCACAUGGAGCAGGGCAGCCAUUUUGAGAGCGUCUCAACAAGCACAUCAGCGGCAGCUUCAACGACGCCUCAGAGCACAGCAGCUACAACAGACUCACCCAGAAAACCCAACUACCUCCACCACCAACACUACUAGUACCGGUAUGUCUUCCCAAUCCCUUCACUCCUGGUAGGUCUACCACCAGGGAGAGGGGCUACGGCCAAAGGCUUUGCCCACAUCGAGGUGACCCUGGCUGGACAGCAGGCAGCCCAGCUGGCCCAGCAGCACUGCGAUGCGGCCGGGAGGAGAAAGAGCUACGUGUGCCGAGCCUGCGGUAAGGCCUUCACCGGUCAGUCCAACCUGGAAGCUCACCAGAGGGUACACACAGGGGAGAAGCCGUUCAGGUGUGCCACCUGUGGGAAGAUGUUCUCAGAGGCUGGCAACCUGAAGAAGCAC
Coregonus sp. 'balchen' is the source of this 20524-nucleotide messenger RNA. The record is from the annotation of a GenBank genome assembly. Lineage: Eukaryota; Metazoa; Chordata; Actinopteri; Salmoniformes; Salmonidae.